GAAUCUACCUUCUGGACUUGAUCUACAUUGAUUCUGCAUACCCUGCCUCUGGCAGCAUCAUGGAAAACGAACAAAGAUCCAACCAGAUGAACAACAUCCUCCGGAUCAUUGCCGAUUUGCAAGUUUCCUGCAGCUAUGAUCACCUCACUACCCUGCCACAUGUGCAGAAGUACCUGAAGUCUGUACGCUACAUUGAGGAACUCCAGAAGUUCGUGGAAGAUGACAACUACAAACUGUCACUCAGAAUCGAACCAGGAAGCAGCUCUCCAAGACUAGUCUCUUCCAAGGAAGAUCUUGCAGGCCCCUCUGCUGGCUCCAGCUCAGCCAGGUUCCGCCGGAGGCCCACCUGUCCUGAUGCAUCUGUGGCUGGCAGCCUUCCCACGCCACCAGUCCCCAGACAUAGGAAGAGCCACAGCCUGGGCAACAAUAUGAUGUGUCAGUUGAGUGUAGUUGAAAGUAAGAGUGCAACAUUCCCAUCGGAGAAGGCCAGGCACCUGCUGGACGACAGCGUCCUAGAGUCCCGCAGCCCCCGCAGGGGCCUCACCCUCACCUCCUCCACCGCCAUCACCAACGGACUCUCCCUAGGCAGUAGUGAGAGCUCAGAGUUUAGUGAAGAGAUGUCUGCAGGGCUGGAAAGCCCCACGAGCCCUUGCAACUGUACUGUGGGCAGCUCAGCCACUGUGCCCACUAUGGAGGGGCCUCUAAGACGGAAAACCCUGCUCAAGGAAGGCCGGAAGCCUGCACUAUCCUCGUGGACCAGGUACUGGGUCGUACUCUCAGGAUCCACCCUCCUAUACUAUGGAGCCAAGUCCUUGCGGGGCACAGACAGAAAACAUUAUAAAUCUACACCUGGCAAGAAGGUCUCCAUCUUGGGCUGGAUGGUGCAGCUGCCGGAUGACCCUGAGCACCCAGAUAUCUUCCAGCUGAAUAACCCUGACAAAGGCAAUGUUUACAAGUUCCAGACGGGCUCCCGGUUUCACGCAAUACUGUGGCACAAGCACUUGGAUGAUGCGUGUAAAAGCAACAGGCCUCAGGUACCGGCAAACCUUAUGUCAUUUGAAUAAGUAUCUGCAGGACUUGGCGUGACCUCAAAGGCUUCUGGGAGCCUGGACUAGGUCUGGUGGAGGAGAGCAGCUCUGGGCAUAAGCUGUUGGCCAAGGCACUGGAGCCCCAUAGCUCGAGGAAUGUGGCCUGCAGCCUCACAGUCCUGGAUGGCUCCCCAGUGUGAGAUCCACCUGUCAACACUCAGCAACUCUCAUGACUCAUCCUGCAGCACCACCCCACAGGGUGGUUGUCAGACCCCAAACUGCUCACCCUAUGCCCCCUCUCUGGGCCAUCGUCUGUCCACCAGCUGCUUCUGCAUCAAGGGAGCAUCUGACCCAUGUUGGGUUCUCCUUGCUUUCUGCUGCACACAGAGUGGA
Messenger RNA from Cricetulus griseus (Chinese hamster), 1421 nucleotides. NCBI's taxonomy places the organism in Eukaryota, Metazoa, Chordata, Mammalia, Rodentia, Cricetidae. The record is from RefSeq and is a predicted model, not a curated record.